Molecule: messenger RNA, 3087 nt
Organism: Phyllostomus discolor (pale spear-nosed bat)
Lineage: Eukaryota; Metazoa; Chordata; Mammalia; Chiroptera; Phyllostomidae
Product: testis-specific serine/threonine-protein kinase 5-like
Exons: 8
Coding region: 1861-3087 (408 amino acids)
Biological process (GO): protein phosphorylation; intracellular signal transduction; microtubule cytoskeleton organization
Cellular component (GO): cytoplasm
Molecular function (GO): tau-protein kinase activity; ATP binding; protein serine/threonine kinase activity
Source: RefSeq, a predicted model, not a curated record
UCAUUUCACUUUUACUAAAUUAUUCAUGCCAAUUUCCCUUCCCCAACAGUAAGCUCUACAAAAGGCCUGUGUCCAGGAUUUGCUCCCAAGGGCUCAGCACCAAGCUCAGCGUGUGAUGUGCACUCAAGGUGUGCCCGUGGGAUGGAGGGACGCCCUAGGGUGCAAAGAAAGAGGAGGGAAGACGGACUGCAGACCGGAGCUGGUGACUGACUUGCCGGCCUCCGGUGUGGCCUGUGCCACGGUGGGAGCUGGGGAAGUGAGAGGGGUGUGGGCAAUGGCACAGCCACCCUCGGGCAGACCCCCGCGGUUUUCCCUUGUGCUGUACUGGCUCUAGACAGGGCCCUUCUCCAGUGCUUCCAACACCUGAGGAGCAGCCCCACCUUAAAUCCCCUCUGCUUGGAAUCCCCUCUGCUGGGAAUACCUGCAGUGGUUGCUCUUUACCUAACCCGCAGGUCAACAGCACACUGGUUACUUUGUCCACAUUCCAGGCAGUGCGCCAGACGCAGCCUGUGGGGGAGCAAGGGAAGGGCAGACACAAGCCUUGCUCUCAAGCAGCUCCCAGUCCAACAGGAAUGAGAAAAUGAGCCUCAGCAUCCUGGGCAGGGCAUUCCCGGGCCUUUCCUGCAGCAAGGCACACCACAGCCACCGCGAGCCCCAGCGGGGGACGGACACUGAGCCCCCACCACGACCCAGGCCCUGUGGGACACCCCCAGGACAGCAGUCCACAGCCUCUGGGCUAUCCAGCCCCUGGCAGAGACUGCGUUCGGGCCUCAGUUCUGUCACCGGUGAAAUGGGCGUCACCUGGCCGUGCUCUGAUCUGAGAUCCUGGAGAAGCACUGCCUGCCUGGGACGGGCCUGUCGGGCGGGGUCUGCGGGAGGUGGUAACUGCAGCACCACAGCCGCUUCGCGCAGCACCUGGCCUGCAGCAGGCCCCGGCGAAUGUCACCCACUGCUCCCCGCGGUAACGGGGCUCACAGAAGACUCUCGGGGACAGGACAAGGCAGGCCCCCAUGGCUGCUCUCCACUGGGGCUGCUGGGUGUGGGGUGGGCCCAGGCUGGAGGCCUCGCUUGCCUCGGAGAUAUGUCCUUAAGGCUUCAGGGGGCUUCGGGGGAAAGUCCUCCAGCAGGCCUCGGCCCCGGUAAGACAAGCUUGUAGGCCUCCGCAGAGGAAGGCCAGUGCUGCCCACCCCGACUCGGCCUCAGCUGCCUCCUUGGGACCCUCCCAAAGGACGAGCAGUGCAGUUGAAACUGUUGCUGGUGUGCGUUUGCCUUUCGCCUUCCUCGUGUCCGCAGAAACCCCGCUGCCCUUGCUUGGCUCGCCCCCCACGCCCAGCUUCCGUGAAGGCCUUUCGUGUUCAGCCACAUCCAGGGUGGCCCACAGGGGCCUCAGCCUGGCUCCAGCAUUUGGGGGUUCUCACCACAUAGAGUGGGCCCCAUGCAGGGAAGGGCUGGUUCCAGCAAGACCUUCUCAGGACAGGAAGGUCCCAGGGACGGAAGGAAGGACACGGGCAUUCCCUUUGAGGGCACAAUGCUAGCGCAAUUCUAGAACCCUCCGCUCUAGAACCUGCCCCUGCUUUCCUGGAGCCUGCCCCCCCCCCGCCCCCGCACCAGUCCCUGACUGUGUCAGGCCCCACCCUGAGCUCUCAGCCUCGGUCAUUCCCCGGUCUCUGCCUUAGUCCCAGCAAGACUUCCAAAACGUGGCUGCAGCCCCGAGGGGGCACAGGUCCCACCUGGCCUCCUGUGGCCCUAUCCCCGCUGCCCCUUUGACCUAAGUCAGGCCUCAGCCACACACCCCACCCCCUCCCAAGAGCCCGCAUUGAGUGGGACAGCCCUGGCCCCUUCUGCGGUGCCCUGCUCUCCAUGAAGGGCAGCGGCAGGCGGAAACUGGACCAGCAGACCUUCAUGGCGCAGGCGCGUGAGUGCAGGGACAAGGGCUACCUGCUCUCUGCCAAGAAGAUUGGCUCCGGGGCCUUCUCCAAAGUCUACCUGGCCCACGCCACACAGGAGCGCAUGCAGCACAACCCCAAGCUGGCCUCUGACCUGCAAGGCAAGCGCCACACCAUGGUGGCUAUCAAGGUCAUUUCCACCGCUGAGGCCCCUGUGGAGCUCUCCUGCAAGUUCCUGCCCCGUGAGAUCUCGUCACUCAACGCUACCUACAAGCACCUGAAUGUGGUGCAGCUUUAUGAGACCUAUCACAACAGCCAGCGCGCCUACUUGGUGCUGGAGCUGGCAGGCGGUGGCGACCUGCUGGAGCACAUCAACUCGGUGUCGGACCACCGCUGCUGCCCGGGGCUGGGGGAGAAGGAGGCUCGCAGGCUGUUCCGGCAGCUGGUCAGUGCAGUAGCCCACUGCCACAGUGCCGGCAUCGUGCACCGGGACCUAAAAUGUGAGAACAUCCUGCUGGAUGACCGAGGCCUCCUGAAGCUGACGGACUUCGGCUUCGCCAGCCAGUCGGGGGUCAAGAAAGCACUGCUGAGCACCUUCUGCGGCUCCAUGGCCUACACCGCCCCUGAGAUCCUCAUGAGCAAGAAGUAUAGUGGGGAGCAGGCCGACCUGUGGAGCCUAGGUGUCAUCCUUUAUGCCAUGGUGACCGGGAAGCUGCCCUUCAAGGAAUGCAGGCCCCACCGCAUGCUGCUCCUGAUGCGCCGUGGCCCCACCUUCCCACCUGGCCUGUCCCCAGAGUGCCAGGACCUGAUCCGGGCCCUGCUCCAGCUGCGCCCGCAUGCGCGCCUGGACCUGCAGCAGGCAGCCAGGCACCGCUGGACGCGGCCCACUGGGCAUGCGCCCUUCUGCACCAUGCUCAGCACCUCGCCAGUAGAGAAUCCAGGGGAGCCCAGAGAGGACUCAGAGCCACCAAGGUCACUCCUGCAGCUGCGUCGCCCCCAGCAGCUGGGAACCCCCAAGAGCACCUCUGGCCCAGCGCCAGAGCCCCCAGAUGCCAGCCGGAGCAGAGGUGGGGGCUCUGCCAGGCUGGGUCUCCAAAGCAUCACGAUGGCCAACCUGGGCGUGGGCGCCUCACGGCAGCCUCCUCCGCUGUGCUCCAGGAGCACCACCCAGAAUGUGCUGGGGCUCUACCAGGUCAACUGA